This is a messenger RNA of Coffea eugenioides, 1312 nucleotides long. Its product is annotated as 2-hydroxyisoflavanone dehydratase-like. Bases 138 to 1094 code for a protein of 318 amino acids. The transcript has a single exon. NCBI's taxonomy places the organism in Eukaryota, Viridiplantae, Streptophyta, Magnoliopsida, Gentianales, Rubiaceae. Gene Ontology annotation, molecular function: hydrolase activity. The record is from RefSeq and is a predicted model, not a curated record.
UUCUCUUCCUCUCCAUUUCUGUGCACCUAUAUAUAUGGAGUAUUAAAUUAUUAAUUCAACUUGUUCUCAUUUCAAUGCACCAAGUGAAGCCCACACUUUCACACACCUACAAAGGAAGAAGAUAAUUUCAAAUCUCCAUGGCUAACUCAGAUUCCAAAGAGGUCAUGGUCGAUCUUUCUCCGGCCAUCAAAGUCUACAAAGAUGGGACGGUGGAGAGACUCUCUGGCUCGCCAUUUGUACCACCGUCGCUAGAUGAUCCAACCACCGGUGUUUCUUCCAAAGACAUCACUAUUUCACCAAGCAUUUCAGCUAGAAUGUACCUUCCUAAGAUCUCUGACCCCAACCACAAGCUCCCCAUCUUAGUCUUCUUCCAUGGUGGACGCUUCGUUGUCGAAUCAGCCUUCUCUUCUCUCCACCAUCGUUUUGUCAACGUAUUAGUAUCUGAAGCCAGAGCUGUUGCUGUUUCUGUGGAGUAUAGGCUGGCCCCUGAGCACCCUUUACCAGCAGCGUUAGAAGAUGGCUGGGCUGCCCUUCAAUGGGUGGCCUCACAUGUUGUUGAGGGCUCCUGCAUUGAGAAAGAGCCUUGGUUGGUCAAACAUGGCGAUUUUAACAAGAUUUAUGUGGGGGGUAACAGUGCUGGUGGAAAUAUAGCGCAUAACAUGGCUAUUCGAGCUGGAGUUGAGAGCUUGGUUGGUGAUGUGAAAAUCUUGGGUGGAUUUUUGUCUCAUCCUUACUUUUGGGAUUCAACAACCAAGAAAGAAAAUAAUGAAGAAAGCAUGCCUUACAAGGUCUUUAUGUUUGCUUAUCCCUUGGCGCCAGGUGGGAUUGAUAAUCCAAUGAUCAAUCCAUUAGCUGAUGGUGCACCCAAAUUAUCCGGGCUCGCUUGUUCCAGGUUGUUUGUUUGUACUUCUCAGAAGGAUCAGUUCAGAGAAAUCAAUCUUCUUUACGUCGAGGCAUUGAAGAAAAAUGGUUGGAAAGGAGAACUGGAGCUUGUCGAUGUUGAUGGAGAAGAUCAUUGUUUUGAGGUCUUCAACCCUGAGACUGAGAAAUCAAAGAGUCUGAUUACCCGUUUGGCUUCCUUCAUCAGGGAUUAAGUUUGGUUUAUGCUUUACAUUACAUAUCUGUGUCUGUUUUUCCUGAUUUGCGUACCUCUUUUUCUUUUGACUUGUUCUCCUAGUUUUGGCUUCUGCUAAAUUAUUGUUGACAAUCAUGCACAAGUCAAAGAAGGGCAUGGAUCGUGUAUCCACCAAUUAUCCGUGCCUAAACAUUGGUCAACCAGAAGUGGAAAAUCACAUCAGAAAAGAAUUUCUUA